Messenger RNA from Lachancea mirantina, 3090 nucleotides. NCBI's taxonomy places the organism in Eukaryota, Fungi, Ascomycota, Saccharomycetes, Saccharomycetales, Saccharomycetaceae. The record is from the annotation of a GenBank genome assembly.
AUGGCCGAGGAAGGUAAGCUUGAUCUGUCGACUUUGCGGGAGAAGAUAUCUUCCAAGUUGAAUGACAGCCAAAAGCCUGGUAGAAACAACAAGAAAGAUGCUAGAAAACCGAACAAGAAGCAGUCUAAAAAUGGCAAAAAAGCUGCCAGAGAAACGAACAGAGAGCCUGAUGAACGCCCUGAUAUCAAGGGAGUAGGCAACGAUGCGUCGUCCGAGAGUAAUGCGGAAGUUCUUCGUCGCGAGGCUCUCGCGUUGGGAGCCUCUGAAAAGGAUUUGGAAUUGAUCAAUGGCGUCGCAAGUGACGACGAGGGAAGCGAGCAGGAGUUUGACACUCCCGCUGAAGGGAAAGAAGACAUCAAGUUCAACACGGAUCUCCAGGACCUUUUGAAGAACAUGGGAUUCGAUAAAACCGUGGUGCCCGCGGAAGAAGAUGAAGAAGAUGAAGAAGUAGAAGAAGAAGAGCACAAGAAGGCCCGUUCUGUCACACCUGAAGAGGAAUCUGAGGAAGAAGAAAGCAUUUCCGAAGAAUCGUCGCAGGUGGUUGACGAGGGCCAGCGUCUUAGUCAGGGCUCCGAGAAACAGGCCACCGAAAAAGAGGAGAAAGACAAAGAUCUAGUCUCACAACUCAACAUGGUUUCCUCGGACAAGCUUCUACUUUCCACUGAAAAUGCAUGGUACAAGUUGCCCACGGGUUCUGAACUAUCACAGCAAAACGACCCUCUCUCGGCGGAACAGAUAGAUAAGCUCUACAAAAGAGGUCAAGCCGCAUUGGAAGAGGACAAUAAAGUCUACUACGAGGAAUUUACCAAGAACUCUUCCCAGCGUAAAUUUAUGUCGCAGAUUCUGUCCGAAGGUACUCUGAACGAUAAAAUCUCGGCCUUGACGUUGCUGAUUCAAGAGUCUCCACUGCAUAACAUGAAGUCUUUAGACACGUUGCUUGGCUACUGCGACAAAAAAUCUAGAAACUCUGCGCUUCAGAGUGUGAAUGCACUCAAGGAUCUGUUGCUUAAUGGCAUCUUGCCGGACCGAAAGCUGAGAUAUUUCAAGAAUCAAAACCUUUCGAUGAUGUUGAGCAAGUCCACACUUGCCAUAUUAUGCUUCGAGGACUACUUGAAGAAGUUUUUCUUCAAGGUGUUGCAAACCUUGGAGAAACUGUCGCACGACCCCAUCGUCUACGUUCGCAUGCAAGUUCUUACGCAUGUUUUUGACUUCAUCACGGCAAAGCCAGAGCAAGAGUUCAACUUGCUACGGUUGGGGGUCAAUAAGCUAGGUGAUACCGACAAAAAAGUGUCUUCCAAGACCUCAUACCAGCUACUUAAAUUGGAACAGGUACACCCAAAUAUGAAAUCAGUGAUUCUGGACGCAAUCGUGGACGUUGCUUUAAGGCCCUCCGCCGAAUACCACACGACGUAUUACGCCGUACUCACGCUGAAUCAAACGAUCCUCAAGAGAAGGGAAGACAUGAUUGCGAACCAGUUGAUCAAGACAUACUUUACGCUUUUCGAAAAGUUUCUGCUGUCGACCAACUCGGACAACAACGAAGAAGGGGACAAUGCGCCCAAGAACAAAGACGCGUCGUACGAGAAGAAAAGGAAAAAGAACGUCAAGAGGGGCAAGAAAGGCGGGGUGUCUGUCAAGGACGACAAAACAGAUCAGGAAGUUGUGGACGAAAAGAAUUCAAAGCUGUUUUCUGCGAUCCUCACGGGUCUGAACCGUGCGUUGCCGUUUGCGCAAAUGCCUGCCAACGUGUACGAAGUGCAUCUGGACGUUCUGUACCAGAUCACGCACUCUUCGAAUUUCAACACCGCGGUGCAAGCAUUGGUGUUGAUACAUCAGGUGACCACGAAGGCUAGUCUGAACAACGACAGAUUUUUCAAGACCCUGUACGAGAGUCUUCUGGACCCCAGACUCGUGACGUCGUCCAAACAGGGUAUCUAUCUGAAUCUACUAUACAAAUCGCUCAAAAGCGACCAGCACAUUCCUCGGGUCGAGGCGUUUGUGAAAAGAAUCGUCCAGGUGUGCCUGAACUGGCUCAAUGUCGGGGCGAUCUCCGGUAUGCUGUUCCUACUGCUCCAGCUGAGCAAAUCGACGCCGCAGAUCAAGAACUUGUUUUCGAACACUCCCGAGGAUCACGAAUAUGUCUCGGACAAUGAGGAAAACGAAGGCGGUGACGAUAGCAGCGACAAAAAGGCGGCUGCUCCCUACGACAGCCGUAAACGGGACCCACGGUUUGCGCAUGCGGACAGUUCGUCUUUGUGGGAGAUCGAAAGCUUUUUGCGGCACUUCCAUCCCACGGUCGAGACUUACGCCCAGGCCUUUUUCCUGAGUUCUACGGACAUACCGAAACCGGACCUUGGCCUGCAUUCGCUGGCACAUUUCUUGGAUCGGUUUGUUUACAGAAAUGCAAAACAGAAACCCACCACCCGCGGCUCUUCUAUCAUGCAACCGUUGGGCGGAAGUCACACAGGCAACCUGAUCGUUCGUGCGUCGGACAAAGUUCUCGACGAGGUGCCUGCGAACACGCAGGACUGGCUGGCCAAACGGGCCGACGAGGUCACGCCCGACGAGCGGUUCUUCCAUCAGUACUUUUCGACGAAGCAGACCGCGAUCCGGCGCGCCGAGAAAAAGAAACGCGGAUCCAGCGACAGAUUUGACGACGAGAGCGAGCUAGACGAGGACGAAGUCUGGGACGCCUUGGUGAAGUCUAGGCCCGACGUCGAAGAGGACGGGGACGAGGACGUGUCCAUGGACGACCUGGCGAUGUCGGACGUGUCCGACAGCGACGACGAGGAGUCCGAAGUCAUUGCGGAGUUGGCAGCGGACAGCGGGGACGCGGACAGCGACAAUGAUGUGUUCUACAGUUUUGCCGACGAGGGAGCCGUCCCCGCUGCUGGCGAGAAGCGCGCGCUCGAAGACGCCGCAGACGAGGACGCAGGCCUCGGCGACAGCGACAGCGAGCCUGCGGCCGAGCCUGCGGCCGCAGGCUCGGCCGCCUCCGGCAAGCGCAGUUCCAGAAAGCGCUUCAAAGCGCUGCCCGUGUUUGCCUCUGCGGACGACUAUGCGCAGUAUCUGAAUGACUCAGACGAGUAG